This is a messenger RNA of Schistocerca gregaria, 681 nucleotides long. RefSeq names its product Bardet-Biedl syndrome 5 protein homolog. The record is from RefSeq and is a predicted model, not a curated record. The transcript has 6 exons. The coding region runs from base 1 to 681 and encodes 226 amino acids. Gene Ontology annotation, molecular function: phosphatidylinositol-3-phosphate binding. Gene Ontology annotation, biological process: cilium assembly; intracellular transport. Gene Ontology annotation, cellular component: ciliary basal body; BBSome. NCBI's taxonomy places the organism in Eukaryota, Metazoa, Arthropoda, Insecta, Orthoptera, Acrididae.
AUGCAGGGUGAACCAGAUGAAACACAAGUGCUGUGUUUACUCACAUAUGAUAGUCCAUUCCACAGAGAAUAUGUGUUCAAAAACUGUAAUAAUUUGUACGAUCUAGAUCAUAUUAAAGUACUAUUGGAUAUUUUUAGGGCAUACACUUCUACAAGAUCCUACCAUGAAGUUCUGAAUAACUGUGACUUCAUUGAAGACAGCCAACUAAAAGUUUUGCCAUCUGAGGAAAUUAUUUCUUGUGUAGAUGGGGUGUGGAACUUGAAUUAUGUUGAGAGACCACUUGGUACAUUUAUGCUGACAAAUAUUCGAGCUGUUUGGUUUGCUUAUGAAAAUGAAACAAACAAUUUAUCUGUGCCAUUUCUAUGUGUUGAGAAGGUUAAUUGUGUGCCUACAGAAUAUGGAGAAGCUUUUGUUGUGGAAGUUUUGGAAGACAAUAAACCAUAUGAAUGGAGAUUUAUGGCAGAGACUGAAGACAAGCAAGAGUUUCUUUUUGAAAGUUUGGUUGAUCUGCUUUAUCAUUUUAAAGAACAUCCAUUUGUAGGAUUUAAAAAAAAAGCAAUUUGUGUGCAGACGCUGCCACCUGGUACUUCGGAGUUGCUCCAACGUGUCAGCAAAGGCAAAGAAGCAAAUAUGUAUCCUGCAGCUCUUCGUACCUUUGCUCUAACUAAAUUUUUACAGUAG